AUGGCCUUGUAUGGCCAGAGGAAAUUGCGAUUGUACCCCAUGAGACACCACCCUCUGGGCUCCCAGACCACCACCAAUCCCCGAAUGUGGCUUGUUGUUCCUCGAAGCAAAGGAAAGUUUUUGUCUCCUGGAGGAGUGCGUGUGCUGAGAGGGGUGGGAGACAUCGCCGACCGCCUCAUCAUUGGUUCCUCUGCUUGCCUUCACUUUCCGUGUCCUGCAACAUUUCUCCCUCGCUCUUCACCUCACCCGAGUAUCCGACGACAGAGUCCGUCCCGCACGGCUCCCCUCUCGCGAAAAAUGGAGUGGGGCGUCCCUUCAACAUUUCUGUACGAGAUCUCUAACCUGACAGUGGUCAGCAAUGCAAGUGCGGCUUUGAUGGGAUCCAUCGCCUGGGCAGGGAGCGUCCAUACUCCACAUCUCCUCUGGGAGGUCAUAUCUCAGCUCGCAAGCAACAGCUCCAUCACCAUCACCCGCACAGCCGGCUCACCUCACACCCCUGCUCCUGGCCCUCAGAGCCCGAUCCCGUCUCACCAGACCUACUUGCCACACAGUUCGCCCAUGGGGGUUCCUCCUCGCAGUGAGGACCUGACCCGUUUGAUGCAGAGCUUCAAAGAGUCCCACUCCCAUGAGUCUUUGCUGUCUCCCAGCAGCGCUGCCGAGGCGCUGGACCUCGCUCUGGACGAGGACGCCGUUAUCAAACCUGUCCACUCGAGCAUCCUGGACAAGAGUAAUGCUUUGAGGUGCUGCAGAGAGAGGACAAAUGGACUCGAGAACCUGCAGAGAGCUGUCAAGCCCAACAAGGACAACAGUCGGAGGGUGGACAAUGUGCUCAAACUGUGGAUCAUCGAGGCCCGCGAGCUUCCAGCCAAGAAACGCUACUACUGCGAACUUUGUCUGGACGACAUGCUGUACGCGCGCACCACCAGCAAACCCCGCACAGAUACCGUUUUCUGGGGCGAGCACUUUGAAUUCAACAACCUGCCAGCUGUCCGCAACCUCCGCCUUCAUCUAUACAAGGAGACAGACAAGAAGAGACGCAAGGAAAAGAGCACAUACUUAGGACUUGUAAGCAUCCCCAUCUCAAGCAUUACUGGACGUCAGUUUGUGGAGCAGUGGUACCCGGUCAUCCAGCCCAGUGUCCUCACCAAGGGAGCUGGUGGCGGAGGGGGGAAGAUCAUCAACGCAUCCCUACGCCUCAAAUCACGCUUCCAGACCAUGAACAUCCUGCCCAUGGAGCUGUACAAGGAGUUCGCAGAGUAUGUCACCAACAACUACCGCACCCUGUGUGCUGUGCUGGAGCCCGUGCUGAGUGUCAAGAGCAAAGAGGAAGUGGCCUGUGCAUUAGUGCAUAUACUGCAGAGCACAGGAAAAGCUAAGGACUUUCUGUCAGACAUGGCGAUGUGCGAGGUUGACAGAUUCAUCGACCGAGAACACCUUAUCUUCAGAGAGAACACUCUGGCCACCAAAGCCAUAGAAGAGUACCUCAAACUGAUUGGACAUAAGUACCUCAAGGAUGCUAUAGGGGAGUUCAUAAGGGCCUUGUAUGAGUCAGAGGAAAAUUGCGAAGUGGACCCCAUGAGAACACCACCCUCUGUGCUCCCAGACCACCAAGCCAAUCUCCGAAUGUGCUGUGAACUAGCACUCUGCAAAAUUGUUAACUCCCAUUGUGUUUUCCCUCGAGAGCUAAAGGAAGUUUUUGCCUCCUGGAGAGUGCGUUGUGCUGAGAGAGGUCGGGAAGACAUCGCCGACCGCCUCAUCAGUGGUUCCCUCUUCUUGCGCUUCCUGUGUCCUGCAAUCAUGUCUCCAUCGCUCUUCAACCUCACCCAGGAGUAUCCCGACGAGCAGACGUCCCGCACGCUCACCCUCAUCGCGAAAGUAGUGCAAAACCUGGCUAACUUCUCCAAGUUUGGCAAUAAAGAGGAGUACAUGUGUUUCAUGAAUGAGUUUUUAGAGAUGGAGUGGGGCUCCAUGCAACAGUUUCUGUACGAGAUCUCUAACCUGGACAGUGUCAGCAAUGCAGGCGGCUUUGAGGGAUACAUCGACCUGGGCAGGGAGCUGUCCAUACUCCACAGUCUCCUCUGGGAGGUCAUAUCUCAGCUCAGCAAGGAUGCCAUCAUCAAACUGGGUCCUUUGCCACGCCUCCUCAAUGACAUCAGUAUGGCCUUGCGUAACCCACACCUCCAGAGGCAGCCCAGCCAUCAGACAGACAGGGUGCAAGAGAGGCAGACAGACAGGCUGCUGUCACGGCCGAGCUUCAACAGAGGCAUCUCAUCCGAGUUCCAAAAUCUCAUGAUGAGGGAUCUUAAUAGCUCUAUAGAUAUCACUCACUUGCCUUCACCCACCUCGACCGGAGGGGUCUUGCCAUCCCGCCCCCAGAUGAAUUUUCAGGACCGUGACCACCUCCACCGAGCGUCCUCCAAAGACAUGUUUUACGUAUCACGUCCUCCCUUGGCCCGAUCCAGCCCGGCCUACUGCACAAGCAGCUCGGACAUCACAGAACCAGACCCUAAGGAUUCCCGAAUGAACAGCGUGUCUAACCAGCAGUCGGUGGACAUGCUCAACUCCUCCCAGGCCUCCAUCGCCGGCAUGGGCAGCUUCGGAGGGCUGAGCAGCGGAGGCGGUGGCGGCCUGGGAUCGGGCCUGAGCAGCCAGCUGCGGGCCGGUGGGAGGUUGUCAGCUGGCUCUGGCGGCUCCAGCAUGUCCGGCGGCCUUCGGCUGAGCCAGCUGAGCCAGAUGGGCAACACCACCGACUCGCUAUCCCAGCAGCAGCAACAGCAGGCCGCCGCCAUGCGCUACCCGCUUUCCUUCCAGAAUCCCCUCUUUCACCUGGCGACUGCUGAUGGGCCUCAACAGCAACAGCUCCAUCACCAGCACAGCCGGGCUCAACCUCCAGCACCCCUGCUCCUGGCCCCAGAGCCCGAUCCCUCUCACCAGACCUACUUGCCACAGUUCGCCCAUGGGGGGUUCUCUCGCAGUGAGGACCUGUCCACCCUCAGGACCAGGGACGGUCACCUGGGCCAACCCAGCAUCAUCCACUCACACAGCUACAGUGACGACUACAGCAGGGCUGAAUAUGGACGCAGGCAGAUGUCCACGCAUGUGCAGGAUAACCUUCAACAGCAACAACAAAUGAUGGGUUUGACCUCCCAGACAGGGACCUCCCACUCCUCACUGGCCACCACGCCCCCCUCCACAGUCUUACCUGUGCGGCAGAGUUCUGUUGCCCCGCCUCCCACCCAGCGCGUCAGGUCCCAGACCUCCCAUCAGCUGUCCGUCAGUGCAGCUGCUGCACCUGCUGCUCUGGCUAAAACACGACCACCCAGCGGGAAUCUCCUCCAGUCACCAGAGUCCGGUUACGCCGGCAGGCAGCACGGGUCCCGGCAGCUGUCCGUCAAAGACAACACUGCCCCGGGCCUGCCCCACCAGCAGAGCUCUGUCAGGGAAAGCCAGAGUCCACAGGGAACCACCAGUCAGAGCACUCAACAGUCACCACAGCAACAGCCUCAGCAGCAGCACCUGCUCAAACCCACCAUGAGCAAACAGGGCUCCCAGACUCCGUCUACUCUCAAUCCCCCAACCCCAGCCAAUGAACGAACAGUGGCCUGGGUCUCCAACAUGCCUCAUCUGUCGGCUGACAUUGAAAGUUCGCGGAUUGACCGUGAAGAGUUCAAACUGAAGGAGUACUCAAAGAGCAUGGAUGAGUCACGCAUGGACAGGGUAAAAGAGUACGAGGAGGAGAUCAACUCCCUGAAGGGUCGCCUGAUGAUGUCCCACCAGAAGCUGGAGGAGUACGAGCGGAGGCUCCUCACGCAGGAGCAGCAGACCAAUAAGAUCCUCCUACAGUACCAGAAUCGACUUGACGACAGUGAGAGGAAGCUACGGCUACAGCAAGUGGAGAAAGACUCCCAAAUUAAAGGAAUAAUUAGCAGACUUAUGGCUGUGGAGGAUGAGUUAAGGGGAGGACCCGUGAUUGAGCCAAAAACCAGGAUUUUCGCUGAUCAGGGGAGGCGUCAGUCCAUCCUAGUGCAGCCCCGUCUCGCGCCUGUCCCACCCCGAGUAACCAGCCACUCUCAAAGCUUCAUGGAGGACAAUGUGGAACGUAAAUGGCUGAUGCACCAUCGGCAGUCCGCAGGGUGGCAUAGCCAAAUGUCCAGAGCCCUCUCUCGUGACGCGAUUGGCUGACAAAGGGAGAACUUGGGGCAUUGGUCCCAUUCUCUUUGCUCAAAGGAUGGUGCAGAGCCCCAGCGGACCAUGUAAGGAAAUGCUGGGUGUUUUUGAUUUUUUUGUUUUUUUUUACUUUACUUGGGCCCUCUCUCUCUGAUUUGAUAACAAUAUUUUUUUUUUUUAUGUGUUUGACGCCUCGUGGUUGGAUCUACAAUUUACUUUUAAAAGGUAGGCUGGACACAUGUUGACGUUUGUUAGCCUACCGAGCAUGCAAAGAACAGCUAUGCAGUCUGAUCAAUCAGCAGAACGGAGGAACACAAAGGCCAAGGAAGGCGUGAUGCCCAGAAUGAGAGAGAGGGGAGGUGUAUUGUGGGUAAAAUGUAUUUCAAAGGUGCUUGACUUCUCUUAAAAUUUCAGUCAAAGCUGAUUUACUGUCAGAGCAUUUAUUUCUCUCAAUCUCUCUCUCUCUCUUAUAGUCUUUUCAAAUUACCCUUUGACUCCUCUUCAUCUACUCACUCUUUAUCUAUCUAGGAUUAUCAAAGCAUUAUUUAACCAAUUCAUUUUUACUCCAAUUUAGACACACUCGGUCUCUUUCUCGAUUCAUAGUUUUAGCUCUUCCGUUCGAAUCUCUUUCAGACUUUGAUUUUAAAGGAAACUAAAUAUGCACAGCCUAAUACAACAAAUGAAACUGCUUCAGAACAAAACUCUUGCUUCAAUGAAGACUUCUAAAAACCGGACAGAAUGUUAUUAUUUAUAUUUCUAUGAUACUGCUUAUUCUUACAAUAGUAUUUAAAGAAAUCUCUUCAUCAGAAAUCUUCCGGAGCAGAUAUUUAUUUCUUGAUAUAGAUAGAUGCCUCUAUCUAAUGGAAGUUCAUAAAUAAUCCAUUUUAUAUGAACCAAGUUUUCUUACUAAGACAAUCUUGUGGAGAGAAUCAUUGCCCUAAAGGACUGUGACGAAAGGGACAAACUUGUGUUUUACCUACUCCCCUUACAGCAGUUUGCACGUUGCUGUGACCUGUGCCCCCCCCCCCCCCCCCCCCCCCCCCCCCCCCCCUUCCUGUUGGUUAUAAUCAUUCAAAACAAAAAAACAAAAAAAGUGGACGGAUGUUUCUCGCCCAACAAUCGCCAUGGAGCUCUCCAUUUACGGACGAUGUGAAAGUCUUUGGAUGAGGACAUUCUUAUUGUUUUUUCCCCGCUUUCGACUAUCCGUCUGUAGGGUUUCAACCGAGCAGAGGAUGAACUCUUUGGUUUCAGUUUGGCCACAUUUCUGCAGUCAACUUGCUGUAAAACUCCCCAUUCAUUUCAAUGGAUGGACCCCACUGACACCAGUCUGAGUUGAAAUCCCUGCCAUUUCCACUUAUGACUGAAGCGACGACAGAGAGAGAUAUGUUAGAGGUCCUGCUGAAACGAGUGAAUGUGUUUGUAUAUAAGUGUGUGUACUGGCUAAAUCUUUGUGUAUAUACUGGAUAAAUGUGUAUAUAUGGUAUGUCUAUGUGUAUAUACAGGUUGUUUGUAUAUGCAGAGUGUACAGUUAUUUUUCCUCUAAUGUUUCUCUCUCUUUCUAUGAAUAGGUCUUCUCAAGUUACCAAUACUGAGGCAUGGAAAGGUUUUUAAAUGUACCGAGCUAUCUGACGCACUUUGUGCACAGACUUAGAAUAUCAGCAAGGUCUGCAUUCUUAGAGCUCUCACACAAGAAGUAACUCACAUACUCUUAAGCUUGCACUCAUUUUCUGACCAACUCAAAAGCUUUUCUAAGUAGAUUUGAGUGACCAAGCAAUGUUUGUACAUAUAUAGACUAAGACAAUUUUUCCAGAAACCUCCAUCUGCAUUUCUUUGAAAAUUCUCGACCUGUUUUGAGUUCUUGCGUAUCUGACUUUCACUUUAGGUUCCUAUGGUAUAUGUUUGCAACGGUUGUCAUUCAGAGUUAUAUAUUUAUUCCGACAACCCUUAUAUAUUUCUUGAAAUUUUGUUCCCCAAAGUCUGCCUCUCAUGGAGCCUUCUAACCUUUUGUUAAGAUUCGGUUAGACUGGCGAAUCAUUCCAUGAAAGUAUACUGUCAUUACUUAACAUUGCUUGUUUUUGUAUAGGUCCUAACUAAAUAAGUGUGCCUCCCCCCCCCCCUUUUACUCUUACUAACCUUAGAUCCAUUAACUCCUCUGGUCACUCAUCUUCAUACCCCUUGACAAGCCAUAGCCCCCCCCCUCCCCAAAACUCCUCUAUUGUUGUUUUGACAGGACAGACAUUUGGGGAUUUUGUGUAUAUUAAUGGAAGAGUGGUGUUGAAGAGUGUAUUGCAGUCGUAUAUGGAUUUGUUAUGAAUGUGGAUAUUCUGAUCAUUGAAUUAUUAUUGUAAUAAUGAUAAUAAUUAUUGCCACUUUGAUUUUGUUGAUUAAUUCCUUUGAUGCGGUUGAUGAAGAUGCCAUUGUUCCCUUUUUUUUUUUUUUUUUUGGAAUACACCGGAAUUUAUAUUUUUCGGGUGGGUGAAUCUGGAGAUAGAAAUACGUAAAUAAAUAAAUAAACAAAUAAACAAAUAAUUAAAUUCUUAACCUGCUGUGGAAAUGUGUGUUCUGUUUCAUAAUGCACUAACUUGGGAUUUUUCUCAAUUUCUCAAAGCAAGCAUCCGUUAUAUAUUCAAGCUGGUGAUGGUCUAUAUUUUUGUUAUUGUCAGCAAAUCACAAGAACACCAAUUUUGUCCAAAAACUAUUAAAAACACAUCAAUAAGCCACACUGUU
Molecule: messenger RNA, 6894 nt
Organism: Cottoperca gobio
Lineage: Eukaryota; Metazoa; Chordata; Actinopteri; Perciformes; Bovichtidae
Product: ras/Rap GTPase-activating protein SynGAP-like
Exons: 21
Coding region: 1-4182 (1393 amino acids)
Biological process (GO): regulation of GTPase activity
Source: RefSeq, a predicted model, not a curated record